Molecule: messenger RNA, 345 nt
Organism: Seminavis robusta
Lineage: Eukaryota; Bacillariophyta; Bacillariophyceae; Naviculales; Naviculaceae
Source: the annotation of a GenBank genome assembly
AUGGUGUUUGGCAGACGUCGACGCAGCAGUGCUGCUAGUACAAGUAGCAGUAGUAACACCAGGAGUCCAUCAUCGAGCACCACAAGUAGUAGUAGUUCGGCGGAUCUGAGACGGAGUUCGUUUGGCAUUGCGAGCCCCGUUGCGAACUGGAGAGCUCGAAAGCAUCAAGCUGUGACGUACCGACCAGCCGUUUGGUUCACCCCUUCCAAAAUGGACGACUAUGUCAUGAUGGUACCGGGAAGACAGGUGCAGAAUGUGCAACCGAGAAAGGGAGAUUCAUUGAAUGGAUGGAAGGGAGUCACCUUGCUUGGAGACUCGGGAAGGGUCGAGUACGAGCCAAACUAA